GCAACCGGUUUCAAUACUGACAUGCGAUUCCGACGUUUGACGUCGCGUCGGCGGCUCUUCCGCGUGAACCACGCUAGAGAGGAUUCAAUUCGCUAUGGCAGGUAUCUCGAGUUAAUUGCGCGCAUGCGCGUGAACCCGUGUUUUCUCGAGGGAGGUCACCUUGUCGAGAGGAGUAGUAAUCUUGGAAAUGCUGCUUUCGCCCCUGCUAAUGCGGUAGCUCAGCCACCAAGCAGAAUAGAAACAUUGGAACAAGCCGUCAAUGGGGAACAAGCCGGGUUCGCCAGGACGAGCAGUAUGAGCUCCUCGACUGCCAGGCUCACGAUUGCACAGAGAAACUACGUGGUAGGCGUGUGUCUCACGCAGUGCCUGGCGCGGCGCGCUGACACCCAGGAACGCGUGGAAGGUCCGACUUCUCCCAGGGAAGCUGUUGAGCAGUUGUCGACUACAGCCUCGCCCUCUGCCACCUGGGCGUUUCAAGACGUGGCGUACCUCUACCACACGCUGAGUUUGCUUUUCCAGGAAUUAGAGGUGCAGAGACAGAGACAGCGGAGAGCGCAGCAGCUUGCGGCCGCAGGACCACUUGCUGUUGCUGGUGGAUCGUCGUCGCCGUCGGCAAAGCGGAGCCUGCCAAGCGGGACGGGAGCAACGUCUGCAUUGAUGGCCGCUUGUAGUACAGGCAGAGAAAACAAACCAGCAGAAAAAAUACCUAGUAGAGCACAAGGCGGUGGUGACAGGGAUGCAUUAGCGUACGGGAAGAACGCGAAUAACUCUGGCCCUGAAACAGGGGUGGCCGCGCAAAUCGAGGAGGACUUCGAGAGUCCAUUCGCAGCGGGCCUAUAUUCUAGUGCGGAUGACACGAAGAGUUAUGGCGCAACAGCUUUUUCAUAUGGAGUACGGGUUCCGCAACAUCCUAGUAGAAGCGGAAGUAGUAGCGGCAACACGAUUUGGAAACUAGAGGACGAGCGGGGCGAGUCUUCUCGGUUUUUACAGCUCGGCGGAUCUAGCAGUAGUACAAUGACUGCGGAGGAAGAGGAGCAAGAUAGUACGCCGUUUUCUCGCGAGAUACCCGCUGUUCCCGCAGAGUUCUCACCGCAGAAAAAGGGUGCUUCGGGCCACUUGACUCGCACGAGGUCGUCGGACACAAAUGAGGGCGAAGAUGCGGACGAACAAGGGCCGUGCUGGCUUUAUUAUGGGGAGCGCUUUCAGCUCCUUGCGCACGGAAAGUAUUGCGAAGCGGAGUACAAUCCGCGUGAGCCGACGCAGUUUCGGUUACAAGCAGAUAAUGACGCGACUCGACAGCCAACUGUGUUCGCGCUGGUCCCGGUCAGGACUGCCUCGUCGAACAGCUACCAGGCAAGAGCUCGAUGGCCCGCAGACGAAGAACAAAGUGGAGAACACAAAAAAGCCGACGCACAGUUAAAGCGAUUGCAGGACGUUUUGCCUGAUGUCGUUGGGACAGAAUUGUUUCCUGAUUUUCUCGGCGAAACGUCGACAUCACCAUCUUCGAGUAGCAGUAGCAGUACUAGUAGUCUUUGUCGACGUCGUCCAGUCUUUUAUGGGGAGAUUGCGCGAUUGUUCGUGUGGUCCCGAGAGCGCAGCCAGCUUGUGUCCGCCGCCUAUGUGAUGCUAGUUGGUACUGAAUUCGGGAUGUGCGGGCCUAUUCGGCGUCUCGCGAGUCUGCAGAUCCUCGCGAUAGCUGCGAAUGUGCAGAUAGCCAAACAAAGCUUGCAAUUAUCGACUGGCAACAACCGCUUUCGAGGAUUUCAACCCGUCGGCUUAAAACGUCGAAUGCAGCCGUUGGCGCUCUGGGCUCGCGGAGCGACGCUGGAAGCCAGUAAGGAGUCGGCGCCAAGCGUUUUCUCUCUUGCGCACAACGUCGAAUCCAAGAUGAAACCUACAGCACCUUCAUCUUCCAGCAUAACAAGUGCUGCAGCUACCAGCACAGCACGUCAAGAUCAACAUCAAAAUAAUAGUGUUGAUGAGAAGAACACUAGCCGAACAUCGUCGUCUCAGAUGAUCGCAAACGGAAGCAUUGCGAAGACUCCUUCGUUCUUGCCUCUUCGUCUGUCAGUUAUGGUCUGGAACAUCUGGGCUAUGCCGAAGUUUCUAGCGGAUUGGCUUCCUCGCUCAGUAAAUCUCUCUCCUGCCAUGGCGCAAAGAGCUGCCGCGAUCCCCGACGCGGUACCUCCACAGGUCGACGUGCUAGUUUUGUGUGAAGCAUUUUGCGACUUCACCAUGCAGUGCCUCGCAAACGGAUUGCGGAAAAAAGGCUUCCAUUACGAUACAGUGGCGCCCUCAGGAACUUUCAUUUGCUCAGGGGUACUUUACUACCCUCUAUCAAACUCUAAAUAGUUUAAGCCUAGCAACACUCAAGUUCGAUCAACACUCAAGUUCGAUCAGAAAAUGAAAAUGUAUCUAGUAUUAAAUGAUUCUAGUUGAUACAUAGAGGUGAAGGACAUUCUUGCACUUGGGUGGGCCUCUUUGAUGAUGUAGCCGGGUAUCUGGCGAACUCAAGUACUCAUACACUGUACACAUUAUCGGCAACACUACAGGAUCCACUAUAGAUACAAUCCACAUUAGCCGCAAGAAGAUUGUAGCACCCACUGUACAAAGAAAAACAAUUUCCGCAAGAACAUCAGGUGCGCGUUUUUUCCAAGUGGCCCAUUCGAAGGGCGACUCAUCAUGUUUACGGCGAUUUCCAUGGUGAAGAUCAAAUGGCGUCCAAGGGUUGCACUUACGUUCAGCUCGCUGCUUCCUCGACGUCAAACGAUGAGGCUAUCGCUACAACUAGAACUAACGGCGAGCAACCGAAGUGCUGUUCUACUUCUGUGCACCUGUUUGCAACGCAUCUGCAAGCAUGGGACGGGGAGAAGCACGUUGCAGCCCGGCGGCAGCAAUUGCGGGCAUUGCGACAGUUUGUGGACCAACAAAACAUCGACUCAGGACACCCAGUGUUAAUCUGUGGCGACAUGAAUGUGGAUUUCUUCGACACAAGCGGCGAAUACGCGGACAUGAUCUCGACGCUAGACGUAGACAACUUUCUCAAUAAUGACGUGUGGCGCCACGGCUGUGGUAGCGGUGUCGGCGCGUUCACCCGCAAAUUACACCAGCGAAAGAAAGUUAUGCAGUUUUUUCUUGAAAGUAAAGUAGAUUACUACAAGGAUUUGAUGUGAAUGAGAUUCUGUGGAGAUGAAUAGGCAAUGCGGGGGCGUAUGUAUUUGUUGUCAACAGGGAAAAUUAUGCCAGCCCGCGGCUUUCAUAGAUUUGGAUACGCGAGGUUCUUCUGACGCAGACGUGCCGAGCAGCGCUUCGGUUUCAAAGACAUCGCGGGAAGGCACUGGAAGGAGCAAGGGAUCUGUGUCGUCAGCAGGAGAAGAUAGCGGAGAGCACUUAGUGGUUACGGCCGCGACAGAAUUAGGCCUAGACGCGCUAAGUUCUGUCAGUCGAGGCGUGGAUUUCUCAAAGGCCCUGUCUCUCGCGUUGGAGUCUCCGGAUGCAACACCGACACAACAACUACGACGCGCGACAGAACGUCGCAAGAAAGCGUCAGAAACGAGACCUCCUGCGACGAGGACGAAACUUAAGGCUCUGAUAGAUUUCUUAAGUAGGUGUGAAUCCUACAGGUAGUUGGACGAUUCUGUUUUAGAGGACGAAGCUGGUGCUUAUGUCGAUAGGGUCAUUUCAAAUCUUUCAUCAUAGAGAUUUUCUCCUUCACGCAAAGUCGCUAUCUCUUGUAAUAGUCUCUGUUUCAUCUAAUGUGCGGCACGGAGGCCCUGAUGGAGCCUAUUACUACACUGACAGCACUAGAAGUUGUACAACCGCGAGCGAUCUAUCUGGCGAAGAAGCCUACACGGCAUUAGAGGAUCAGAGGACAACAAGAUCCACCCCGGGUGAGCAGCAAAGGCUUCCAGAACUACGCUUACGACUUUUGAAUGAUAUACAAAUAGUACAACAACAACAGCAAUCCCUUUGGCAUGAAGAUGACUACAACUGUCGGAUAAGAACGAGUCUUUUUCCCCUAUAUUGAUCUGUAGCUGAGAAUCAGACCGGGAUGAAUCAUGACUUUCUUCUUCAAGUAUGAAAUCUGGAUCUUCUAUCAUACUAGGAGUAGGAACGUGUAGCUUUAGGUGCUUCUCUAAUGUAGAAUAUCCAAGACGAUGAUGAGCAGGGGAUGGCAUUGUGUGGAAUGUUCGAGAGGAUAAGGUCGGUACACAGGGACCGUUUUGGGUUGCCUCCUGAGUGGUGCUACUCCGCUGAUUUCGCGGAGAACGAAUGGAUGCAAGCGGGGAGCGUUUCUUCGGAUGACAGCCAAAAGUGCCUUGACUACGUGCUUUUAUGACCACUGGGAAACGUUUUUCUCUUCUUCUAACAGAAAUAUAUAUGAAUUUCCUUUUCUCAGCUAUGGUCUAGCUGGAUAGUACUAGUGUUUGGUUAAUAUCAAAGUGGUUCUGGAUCUGGUUCUCCCGUGGUCGUCCCCUCUUACUUUUUGCUGUGCUUUCCCCAGUCGUCCCCUCUUACUCUGCUGUGAAGAUUUCCCGUCCUCGUCCCGCUUUCAUACUUAACAUCACGACAGCACCGGCAGCCGCAGAGAGCCUGCGUAAAAGUAGUCAAGUGCCAAGCUUUGCAGCCUUUCCUGCAUGAAGGAAAGAUGAUGCGCGAACUCUCUGACCAUUUUCCAGUCAUUGGAUGUUUCGAGUGGUAGUCACUGCGACUUCUUGAUGUUUCGAGUGGUGCUAGUUCUUCUCCUUGAUGUUUUGGCCGUGUCAGUAUUCAAGUAUCAAACGACAACGCUAAGAACGUCCUGUAGUACUUUUGCUCGUAGAUGUAAUUAGUACCACUUCGAUCAUAUUGAUAGUGCUAGUUCUAGUUAUAAAUGGCUUUGGCUCCACGUCCUCUUCCUCGUACAUAUAGAUACGGCUUUUGUUCCUCCUUCUCCGAAACGUUAUCAAGGAAUCGCGUUUAGGGGAGCAUGUACAGUUUUUCAGUGCGAAAUGGUCUUCGACGAUCGCCUGUGUGUAUCACAUUGAUUCAAACUGGUAGCAUAUCGUCAUUUGCACAGUAACAAGUCACUUUACACCUAAGUAUUUGCUCACCUUCUGACGAUUAUGAUAGAUUAUGAGAAUAUUAACGGUCGUAGUCUGCAUGAUGGAGGGCCUCUUUCAUAUUUAUUCGAUAAUGAACAUUAUUACGACUACAUAAACGCUGCAUGGGACACUACAUUGUAUCUAAAUAAAGCUAACUACAUAUUAUAACCGUUCUCGAACUCAUUAUGGUCAUAUUCCCUUCUUGACUCCAUCGAGCGUUUACGUUUUAUGUAUCGUAUGAGUGUAUAAGUGCAACAUCACUAAAAUUUUUACGUUUAUUUCCAAGUGGCUAGGCGCGAACUAACAACUUAACAACUUCGAUCAUCUCGAAUCGAAUAGCCUACAAGUGGAUACAUUCUCGAUAUUGACAAUUCACGCCCACAAAUCAUGCAGGGACCACAACACUUUUCCCUCAUUCUUUUUUUUUGCAAAAGCAAAGCUAUUGGCUGUUGCGUGCCUCAAAUUUGGUAGCCUGUGCCUUGUCUCUCUUCAAGCAUUAUAUCAACGUUCAUUUUCACUCAAACUCAUCUCCUCCUCCAAGCAAGCUGCAAGCCCGGUCUUCUUCUCGCGUUUUCUACCAUUCAAGUAACAUAGCAUGGUGCUUGAGUUUCGCCAACAUUUUCGCAGCGUCCUUCCUAGGAAAUAUAUCCUUAGUUUGGUACUAUCGGAACCUAGUAGUUCUUGUCAUUUUAAUAUCCUUGUAGAUUUGAACGCCCAGUAGCACUAUAUUCAUCACGAGUGCCGAGGACAUGUCAAUAUCCGCGUCCUGUGGGGGCAUGAUUAGAACAUCAUUUGGAGCAGUUACAGGCCAAGUAGUCUGAAGUUCCACUUUGGACAGAAAAGAAAUUAUUGAGAAUAUAGCUUGGAAGACCAUCUUGUUGAGGCAUACGACUCGGAGAGGUACUACUACUGCACUCCUCAGUAGUACGAGUAGCUUUCCUCAGGAGGUACUACUGCACUG
This is a messenger RNA of Amoebophrya sp. A25, 6045 nucleotides long. Lineage: Eukaryota; Dinophyceae; Syndiniales; Amoebophryaceae. The record is from the annotation of a GenBank genome assembly.